AGGCACCAAAGCGCGUCCGAGUUCAUUGCAAUGAAUAACUUUGGGAUUCAACCAGUGAGUUACCAUCAUCUCUCUGUCUUCCUCCCCCCCUUUUCCCCCUCCUUUCUUGCCUUCCCUUCCCCUCCUCAUCCGUCAUACCCUUGAGGCGUGGUAUCUUUUUUUCUUUCUCUCCCCAUCUUCUUGGAUCGUUCUGCGUGAUUGUUAGGACCAGAUCGACUACACAAAACGCGCCGCGCAAAAAAGGGCAGUGCUCGGGUCAAUCAAUAACCCAACGAACUAACUUAUCACCGCGUCUUUCCGACCCCGUCAAGUCCGCAAAAACAACCCCACGUUCGAGUACGCUUCUCCCUUCGUCCCGUUUAUCAAUGCGCUGGAAAGAGACAUUGGCUAGAAAAUGAUAUAUUUAUCUGUUCAACUCGCUGACUCCCAUCUCCUUCCUACCAAAGUGUUUUAAGAGACCCAGGCCCUUGAAACAAACAGACCAUGGAGAUUGAGUCGCGCCCCUCAACCCCCGAACCGGGGCCCAGCCAGGACGUAUCCCCGUCGGCCUCGCCCUCACCGGGAGAUAGGAGGAAGUCUGGUCGAGUGACGCGAAAACCCGACUUAUAUUCCCAGAGCUAUAGCGCUCCCAAUGGUGCGACUGCAGGCGGAGCCAAACGAAAACGUGCAGCUACGGGUGAAGAAGAGAAUGACGAGGAACGAGAGGACGAAGAAGACGCGUCGGAAACCGAGAGCGAGGAUAUCGACGACCAGGAUCCCGACGAGGAAGAACUUCGAGAAAAGAAGCGUGCUGCACGCAAAGCGGCGGCGAAGAGAGGCGCUGCGGGGACGAAGUCCAAGGCUAAAUCCCAGGGGUCGAGAUCUGCGAAGAAACCCAAAGUUGCAGGCAAUGGAAUUGGGAGCCAGCUGGCUCUGCGACCGGCUGCGAAUGGAGCAAAACCGGCGUCACGUCCUAGAAAACCGAAAGUUCGACCUAGCUUGGCGGCUGGCGAAACUGGUCUAUAUGCUGAGGUCUUUGGGAAAGGCCGUAAUCCCGAGACAGUUGCUGCGGACUGGCUCACCAAAUAUCAUCAGGAACCCGUCAUUGCGAUGCGCGAUAUGAUUAAUUUAGUUCUUAGGUGCUCGGGAGCCGACGUGGAAGUGACGGAUCAAGAUAUUGAGGACCCCGAUCACAUUGCACCUCGUGUCAGGGACUUGGAAAAUCAGUACCAUGACCAGGGCAUCACUGAAUACCCUCUGGUUUCAAAAUCGAGAAAGUACAGAUCCUUCCAGCUUAUCCUCGAAAACUUUUAUACAGCACUCAUGCAGACUUUCCACCAUUCUUCCGCGCUAUACGACGAGAAAAUCAUGUACGAAAAUCUCCAUUCUUGGCUAUCUUCGCUUUCAUCUUGUCACUGCCGACCCUUCAGGCAUACCGCAACCGUCAUCGCUCUUACGAAUAUGGGUGCUCUCUGCGAUAUUGCUCGCGAAGUAAUAACAUCUGUUUCGUCCUCCCGCAAGCAACUCGAGACUGAAAAGAAGAAGAAAACAGUCAAUAAAGGAAGGGUUGAGGCAAUCAAAUCCGCCAUUCAAGAAGGCGAAAAUAAGCUCGAAACAAUCGAUGACCAUCUCAAGGAUGGCGUGAACAUUUUCUUUGUCAACCGCUAUCGCGAUGUUGAACCCAAGAUCCGUGCGGAAAGUGUCGCAGCUUUGGGACGGUGGAUGCGCACCUACAAGGAAUACUUCUUCGAGGGCCAGUUCCUUCGGUAUUGCGGCUGGAUCACCUCCGACAGUGAUGUUCACACACGCUCUAUUGCACUGCGCCAGCUGAUCAGUGUGUACAGCAAUAAAGAUAACAUUGCUGGUGCACGGACAUUCACCGAACGAUUCCGCCAUCGGUUUGUGGAAAUCGCUGCUCAUGACGCUGAUGUUGGAGUUCGUAUUCUAGCGAUUGAACUGCUAGACCUCAUCCGUGAAGCCGGACUGAUGGAGCCCGCCGAUAUUGAUACAGUUGGUAAACUCAUCUUUGAUUCCGAUGCGCGAGUCCGGAAAGCAGCUGGUCACUUCUUUGUGGCGAAUGUCCAUGAUGUAUUCGACUCGAAUGUUGAGGAAGUGGCGGAUGAAGUUAAUGAAAUGUUUGGUGAUGAGGAUGAGGACGAGGACGAGUUUGAAUCGCCUAAACGGUCCUGGAUUAAAUUCAAGUGCCUCGUGGAUAUCCUUCAGGCCUAUGAUGUCCCAAGUGAAACCCCCGAUCAGCCUAGCCUGACACCACGAGACACCCUUUCCGGUAUCUCCAUGGACUCCCGAUUCGUGCUUGCGACUGAAGCUAUUUCCCCCCACUUUGAGGAGCUGGAGAGCUGGCAGUCUUUGGCUGGCUACCUGCUCUAUGAUCAUUCCCAGAUUCCCAGUGAACAAAGGGAUGGCGACAAUUCGGGGGCGGUUAAGAAACUGUAUAAAAUGGAAGAGGGCCAGGAAGUUAUCCUUUUGGAAGUUCUUUGCUGCGCCGUUAAAUUGCGUAUACUCGAAGUUGCCAAAUCCGACGUCGACAAACGAGGUCGCAGAGUCAAGGCCUUGACUGAUAGGAUCCCCGAACUCCAGGAGGAGAUCGCCCAUGGUCUAGCUCAAAUAAUUCCCCAGCUCCUGAACAAAUUCGGAUCUACACCGGAAGCUGCCUCUGCAGUUUUGCGUCUCGAACAUCUCGUUGAUCUUGAUAAGAUUCAGGAUCUACAAAAGGAUGCUGCGGCCUACACGUCCUUGUUGAACGAUAUCAACAAGCAGUUCCUAACGCAUUCUGAUCAAGACGUCCUAGCAGAAGCUAGUGUUGCCUUCCUUCACGCCAAGAGCUCUGACGAUAUGCGUGAAGCAUUAGAGGGCAAGAUCCAAGAGCUCUGGGACGAUGUGAUGGAUACUCUCCAUAGAUUAUCCCAUCGAAAGGAAGUCCUGAGUGAUAGCCCGAUAUCGCUACCGGUUUUGAAUGAGCUUAUCAAUACCGUAACAAGGAUUUCCAAUCUUUCAGGCGUAACAGAUUGCACACACAUCCUAGAGACGGCACCUUCGAGUCGGUCGAGAGGCAGAAGCACGGACCAGGCGGAGGCCCCAUUCAACAUUCUCCUACACCUGGUACAAAGAGGCCUUCGUGGUGAAACAAUGGGAGCCGAAGAUGAUGACGAGGAGGCGAGAGCUGAAAUCGAAGUUGUCAUUGGCAGCAUUCGGAUUCUUCUGUUUUACUUCAUGUGGAAAGUACAGAACUUGAGAGCGGCUUUGGAGGCGGGGAAGGCCAAGUUCAGCACAGCAUACUUCGAGGCUCUAACAAAGAGCCGCGAGACAUUCGUCGACACUCUUGUUGAUAUUAUGGAAGCACGAUCGGGCUUGGACGAGGUCCGUUUCUCUGCGACUACAACUCUGUUGGAUCUACAGACUUUAUUCGGUACAAUCCGUCAUGCUGGGCUAAACGUGGGCAACGAUGAAGAAGACAUGAUCCUCCAAACCCAGAGUCUGGUGCACGAGAUCGGCUCCGAUGUCCAAGACCUCAUAACGAAGAUCCACGGAAACGCACUACGGACAUAUGCCAAAAAGUCAGGGAUGGCGUUUGAGCCAGCAGAGGACGAUGCUCCCGCUUCCGACUCGGAACUGGAAAGGGAGCCAAUGGAUGAGGAGGAGGAAUUCGGUCUGGAGAAGCAAGCCCUAGCUAGUGAACGUUUGCGGUCCAAGAUCGUCGCCGAGCAAAGGCUGUGCGAAUUGACGGGCAAGAUCGUUCUGGCGAUCAUAGGCCGCAUUCUUGAUGCUUCUGGGUCAAAGAGUGGCCAUUUGAAGAAGAAGCUCCUCAAACAGAAAUCCCAGUACGGUCCUAAUUACCGCGAGGUCCUAGUCUUCCUUGAAGACCGUGCCCCCAAGCGUGCUGCCCCACGCGCUGCUCAAUCCAAGAGCAAGCACGCUGCUUCGGGCCCAGACAAACCCGCAGCUGGUGCCGCGAAGCGGGCCGGGGAACAUAAGUCGACCGAAAGAGUGGAUGAAGAGAGUGAUGCGGAUGAUUCUCCAGUUGAGGAUAACGACGAGGAACUUGAGGAAGACAAUAUCGACCAAGACGAGGACAAUGAGAACGAGAACGAGAACCCGGCGACACCUGAACCAGACGAGGAUGAAAUAAUGGGCGACUGAUCGAUUAAUUGAUUGAUUUAAUAGUUUGCCCUCUCUCUCUCUCUCUCUCUCUCUCUCUCUCUCUCUCUUUUCAGUCUCUUAGGUUUUUUUUUUAAAGGAAAAAUCUUUCUCUUUUGUUCCAAAACGGCGGAUACGGCGUUUGGCUGCAAAUUCAUUUCCAUGACGACUUGAUUGAUCCAUUUAUUCCCUUCCAUCUUCUCGCCGCAUCUUAAAUUUCUCAUCUCCUUCUCCUCUACUCGACUCCGCUCUACCUCUUACCUCUAGCUACCCAGAUCACCUCAUCUAAUACCUCUCUCUCAUCAAGAUUGUUGUACUGUGCCCCUCUUGAAAUCCAAAUUCUACUACGCUGACGAAUCUACCCAAUCACCUUUUUCUGAGAUCUACCUCACCAUCAUAUAUCUCUUUCACUUUCUUCUUCUUCUUCUUCUUCUCUGUUUUCUUUUUUUUUUUUUUUUUCAAAUAUGGUCUU
Molecule: messenger RNA, 4606 nt
Organism: Aspergillus ochraceoroseus IBT 24754
Lineage: Eukaryota; Fungi; Ascomycota; Eurotiomycetes; Eurotiales; Aspergillaceae
Product: cohesin subunit IRR1
Exons: 2
Coding region: 484-4137 (1217 amino acids)
Biological process (GO): sister chromatid cohesion
Cellular component (GO): cohesin complex; nucleus; chromatin
Molecular function (GO): chromatin binding
Source: RefSeq, a predicted model, not a curated record